Theileria annulata is the source of this 999-nucleotide messenger RNA. RefSeq lists its product as uncharacterized. The transcript has a single exon. The record is from RefSeq and is a predicted model, not a curated record. NCBI's taxonomy places the organism in Eukaryota, Apicomplexa, Aconoidasida, Piroplasmida, Theileriidae. The coding region runs from base 1 to 999 and encodes 332 amino acids.
AUGGAUUUGGUUUCUAAAAUUUUACUUUUGAUUUGGUGUUUCAUCACCUCAAUUCAUUGUAACAUAAAGUAUAAUUAUAACAAAUUUAAUAAUUUUACCAAUUUUAAUAAUUAUAAAUAUAAUAAUUAUAGAAAAUAUAAUAAUUUAAGUUUCAUAACUGUUCCGAUAAAUUUAAAAUCAUAUACAACAAAUGUAAAUUCAUUAAAUGAUGAAAAAACGGUUGUUCUGACUGAGAAACCAAUAAAUGCUCAAAAUACUGAUUUCAUAUUACCUAGUCAGUCAAAGGCUAAAAUCUUGCCUUUCACUGGUAAUUUGGUUAAAAAUGCUGAUAAACUAAAAUAUAUAAAAAACAAGUAUGAACUUAUUAAGGUUAAAAUUAAUGAUUUAUUGUAUCCUAAGGAUUCAACACCUGAAGUUGUUAAAUUCAUAAAUUAUAAAUAUUUGGAAAGAUUCCUCCUAUCAUUUUACUCUUCAAUUACCACAAAUAUUAAAUUCAACAACACACCUGAAAGCGUGGCUAAAACUCUAGAAGAAACAGCUAAUAAACAAAAUGGAAACAAAUUUCUAAUGACGUUCACCAGUUUUAUGUUUAAGGAUUUAUUUUCAAAGAUUAUUAAUUAUUAUUGGUUUAACAAACUGAAUGUUUCUAGUUCUCCAAAAUUAUUUAGAAUUUCAAGCACUUUGAUGUUUAGUUUAUUCGGCAUUUUGGACUCGUUUAUUAAUUACAAGUUAAUUGAGCCUAAAGUUGUAUUACUUGCUAUAAACAAUGUUUUUAAACAACUUUCACUGCUGACAUUAAAUAAUCUCAAUAAUGUGUACACUCAGGAUAAAGGGUUUGUUGUAAAGGAUAAUAAUUACAUUUUUGAUCUUCUGGGUAUGUCAUUUGGGCUUUUGGCUUCACACAUUUUAAACAAAUUUGGCAAUUUUAAAUUCACAGCCGUUUUAACAAAUCUGAUCGCAAAUAAUCUUACAUCCUUCUACUUAACUUCCUUUAAAUAA